AUGAGUACGCGUGUGUGUGGUGGUAGUGGUAGUAGUAUUACUGGUGGUUCUUGUCGCGAGAACUGUAAAAAAUUGGUGUUGAGCGUUUGGGGGUCCCCAAUAUGGCAUUUAACAGAAGACAUUCUUUAAAAGAGAGUUCCGACCAGAAGCCAGCCUUUCUUACUCGACUUCAUCGUAGACUCAGUCUACCAAGAAAAUAUGCCUCAAAGAAGAAACGGAAAACAUCAGAGGCUUCUCAUAAUUCUUUGGAUCAACCUUUCUUGGAUUCUCAUUUUGAAAAGUCUCAUCAGUUGUCAGAGAAUGAAAAAGUCUACUGCAAACUUUUGAACAGCCUAAUACAUCCUCUGGGAGCUUCUGAUACAAUCUUUGGUCUGCGACCUGGUGACUUGACAGAUUAUCUACGUACAACAUUUAGUAUUACACAAGAGGAUCACGAAUUGUUUAUAAAAGAUGAACUCAAGAAAAAGCCAACCAACCUUCUUUUAAAUGUAAUGAUUUCUGAAGCCACAAUUGAUGCCCCACACAAGAACUUUAGACUCAAGGUUCCAUUGGACUCACUUUGUGCUGUGAGGUUGGUGAAUGCAACAAAGACAAAAGCAUCACCAAAAACAUCUCCGAUUUCUUCCCCAAAGACAUCACCAAAGAUGAGAAGACAGAAAACAGAGCCAGACUUCCAUGGUCAGCCACAGAUUGUGAAAUCAAAUUCUGGUCUCAAAUGGAAUGAAAAAUUUGAACUGAUGAUUGACCAUGGAAGGGCCUCACCUCUUUGUUGGCUCAUGCUAAACAAGUCUUUUGUCAUUGAUGUAACCAAAGUCUUUGACAUAGAGGUCUCAAAUAUACUGACAGAAGAGUUACAUGUAAAUGUCUACCAACAGAGCAGUAGUUCAAAUCUUGAAGUUUUUGCUAAACAGCCUUUGGAAAAAAGCUUAAAUUUUAAGAGUAUAUUCAGUUUGUCUCGCCAGAAUGAAUCAGGGAAAGGACUUGAAAAUUUAGGGGCAGCCAUUAUACCACUAAAGGAAAUCUCACACAUUGGAGAAGAAAAAUGGUAUGACUUGAAUAUUUCUGGCAGACGCUUGACUAAAAGUAUGAAAACAAUUGGGAAGAUUUUCAUGAAAUUGAGUAUUUCUGUUAAACAGGACACUGAUAAUAUUGAGAAUUAUCUGAAAGCUACUCAUCUCCUGUUUAAUCGUGCAGUAAAGAUGCAGACACCUGCUGCCAACAGAAUUAACAAUCUCCUCUCACAGCACAGUCAACGUAUCCUGGACAUCUAUGCCACCUCACACCAAAUCUCAAAACUUUCGCAGGCAAUCGUCCAGCUGACAGUUCUUCUCGACCUGACUGAUAAGAAAACCGCAGUGACUGUCACUGACACAGCCCUGAAGAAGGCAAUAGAAUCGGUGCAGAUGACAUGGGUAACAAUGAAACCCCCUGUUGGCCAAAUCACUGAAGAAGUGGCUAACAAGAUGCCAUUAACUGACACAGAGAUUUCAAUGUUCCGAAAAGCAGCAACAGAAUAUAUAAAAUCGAUGAUGUGGAAUGUACGAAAUGAUUGCGUGUUUUUCCCACUUGAAGAUAAUUCUUUCAAAGAUCUCAAAUGCAAACUUGGGUAAGCCUAUGUAACCCAAAUAUCGCAUGUUCUGGACAAUUACUUGACCCACUCCUAUCUCUUUUCUUUCACUAUCCGUCCUCCAAACUGAAACCCCCCUACGUCAAUUUCAAUCCCCAUCAUCUCUAAUCAUCUAUCAUGCUCUUUUCACUCUACUGAACUCACCUACCCACUUACCUUUUCUGUUCUUCUAUCACUAACCCCUUUCUGUUUUUCCCCAUGUACCUUUACCUCGCAUCCCUCUUUGCAGAUGAGGUAGCCAUAUACCGUAAAUUCUUGAGUAUAGUCUGCCCUUGAGUAUAAUACGCAGGGGAUUUUCAGGGGGGCUGUACCUCUGAAAAACCUAAACCUUGUGUAUAAUACGCACACUUCUCUAACUUGAGUCAGGGAGGUCUAUAU
Molecule: messenger RNA, 2005 nt
Organism: Octopus bimaculoides (California two-spot octopus)
Lineage: Eukaryota; Metazoa; Mollusca; Cephalopoda; Octopoda; Octopodidae
Product: protein unc-13 homolog D
Cellular component (GO): secretory vesicle
Source: RefSeq, a predicted model, not a curated record